Messenger RNA from Oryza sativa Japonica Group (Japanese rice), 2386 nucleotides. The record is from RefSeq and is a predicted model, not a curated record. NCBI's taxonomy places the organism in Eukaryota, Viridiplantae, Streptophyta, Magnoliopsida, Poales, Poaceae.
AUGAAGAGGAAGAGGAGGAGAAGGAGAAGCGGGAAAGGAAAUGUACCGCCUUCCUCACCACCGACGGCCAUACUGGCUGCUGUCUUUGUUGACAGCGACCAAACCGUCGACCUCGUCCACCCCUCCCUCGGAGUCCGCAAACUGCACGCUGUUGUCGCCGACCGGGUGAGCCUUGUACCACAGCAGAUCUUGGCCUCGCUCGCGCGCCCCCGCCGCGCGCGCCGCGUCCCCCACAACGAGGGGACUGACCUCACCGCCACCAUCGCGCGCGAGGGCUUCGACAGCUACGUCCUCGCCGUCCUCCGCCGCUCCCACCGCGAGUGCCGCGGUGGCCGCUCCCGCCCCGGGAAGAAGGCGGUGGCUGCGACAGCGGGGGACCGAGCCCGGCAUCCUGAAGCGCCUCCCCCCGAUGGAUCUGGCCUCCCUGGCCUCGACCCCCUCGCAGGCGGCGGCCUUUCUUCCUUCAUUGUUUUCAUCGUCCUAAUUUUUAUGGUGAAACAACACCUAAAACUUAAGAAGUUCUACGAACAAAAUGGUGGUCCGGUAUUGAAAGGUGUGAGAAAUAUAAAGAUCUACACAAAGAAAGAACUGAAACAAAUAACGAGUAACUAUAGCAGCGACAUUGGAGAAGGAGCCUCUGGUAAAGUUUAUAUGGGGACUCUUAAGGGCGGACAACAAGUGGCUAUAAAGAAGUCCAAAAAAGUUGAUGAAGAAAGAAAAAGUGAAUUCACUCAAGAGGUCAUACUCCAAUCUGAAAUGAAGCACAAGAAUAUAAUCCAGCUCUUUGGUUGUUGCCUUGAAGUUGAUGUUCCUAUGUUAGUGUAUGAGUUUACCGUGAAAGGAAGUUUACAUGAUGUCCUCUUCAAAUGUGAUGAGAAUAUGAAAGGGAAUUUACAUGACGUUCUACCCAAAUACAAUGAUAACAAGAAAGGGAAAGGGAAAGGGAAAGGGAAAGUACACGACGCACUCGUUGAAUGUGAUGGUAACAAAAAUGUGAGUUUGCAUGAUGUCCUCUUCAAAUGCGGGGAUAAAAUUGCAAUAGAUACACUUCUGGAGAUCGCUAUUGGAUCAGCUGAAGGACUAACUUAUAUGCAUACAGCACGGGAGACUCCCAUCCGUCAUGGUGAUCUCAAAUCUGGUAAUAUACUUAUAGACAAUAAUUUCGUCCCUAAAAUUUCAGACUUUGGAACAUCAAGAUCACUGGUUGCAGGUCAUAAAUUUAGGCCUGAUAAAUUCAUUCCUGCGGACAUGAAUUAUAUAGAUCCAGUAUAUAUGGAAGAUGGAAUGCUCACGGAGAAAAGUGACAUCUAUAGCUUUGGAAUUGUUCUUAUUGAACUUGUUACAAGGAAGCCCGCAAAAUAUGAUGACGACAGGAGCUAUGUUCGAAACUUCAUUCAGGCCUACCUUGAUAAAAGAGAAAGGGAAAAAUGCCAUAAAGAGAUUACACCAGAUGUGGAAAUUAAUAUUCUUGAAAUGGUUAGUGAAGUUGCUGUGGCAUGUUUAGAACCUGUCCAGGAUAAACGCCCUGAUAUGAUAGAAGUAGAACGGCAGCUCCAUCGAAUUAGACACAUUGCAGGCCAAAGGAUAGAGGAAAAAAAAGAGGAAUUUCAACGUGCAUUCCCUAGAACGGGAUCGGUUAUCUCAAACGGGUUUAAAGCCUCGUCUCUUUCAGGUAGGGUCCCUGUCACUAAGCAAAGGUCACUAAUGUGAGAACAUAUCUCAAUCAGGCACAAGGCCGUCACGGAUGAAAGUCAUCUCAAUCAAGCCAACAACAAAGCCCGUCACAGAUAAGAUUGACCAAGCAACCCGAGUCAAACCAGGCAAGGAAAGAGCCCGUCACGGAUGACCAAUCUUAAUCGGGCACACUACUAAGCCCGUCACGGAUGACUAGUCAUCUCAAUCGGGCAUUAAGGGAAAGGCCGUCACCGACAGGUUGACCCACUUGUUGAGUCAAAAUAGUCACGGGCCGGAGGAAUUAUCUCUAUCGGGCUUAUAGUAAUAGCCCAUCACAGAUGACUAUAUCUCUAUCGGUCUUUGUUGGAGCCUAUCACAGAUGGCUCUAUCUCUUUUGGGCCUAGUUGAAAUGCCCAUCAGAGAUGAGUAUAUCAGCAAAAAAAAUAAAAUUUGUUUUUUUUGCUAGACUCAGGCUUUUGCUAGUCAUGCCUGCUGCAAAAAUGAUAGAAGCAAUAUGUAUAGUCCCAUUCCCAGCAUCCAUUCACAUAUUCCAUCACAACAUUGACAUAUUCCAUAACACCAUUCACAUAUUCACAUAUUUGCAUCCCAUUCACAAAAUCAAACAUAUGCACAUUCACAUCCACAAACCCAUUCACAUAUAUAUGUCAUUCACAUCCUAUGUGCUCUACAAACCGCCGAUAUGCAUCAAAAC